Molecule: messenger RNA, 2685 nt
Organism: Lucilia sericata (common green bottle fly)
Lineage: Eukaryota; Metazoa; Arthropoda; Insecta; Diptera; Calliphoridae
Product: serendipity locus protein alpha
Exons: 6
Coding region: 253-2220 (655 amino acids)
Biological process (GO): cell-cell adhesion; cell migration; cellularization
Cellular component (GO): adherens junction; catenin complex; cytoplasm
Molecular function (GO): beta-catenin binding; actin filament binding
Source: RefSeq, a predicted model, not a curated record
CAGCAAGGCAACUGUAUUUAACAAUUUCAACUUGAAAAUGUCAAAACGCGCGUAUAAAAAAUGUACUCGCUAAUUUAUAAAUGUCAAACUUUAGAUAAUGAAAAUUCAUCAAAUCAAUGCUGUUGUAACCUUAUUAAAUUCGCCUUGAAAACCGAAAUUUCAAAUAAAAACAGCAACAGCAUCUAUAAAAUUGCGCGGAAUUUAUGAAAAUUUAAUUUUGAUUUAAAAAUAAAACAAAAAUCAUAUACAAAAAUGGAAAAUUGCUCGGAGCAAUUAAAAAGACAAUUAGUUAAAUGCCGCAAUUUGUUAAAUAAAGGCUACACAAAUGUACAGAACAGCAGAUUAAACUGGUUAAAUACAUUUUGUUUAGAAUUUUUGAAAUUUUCACAAAAUUUGCAUACAUUCUUGUCACGGGUGCAGGAGCAAAAGAAAUAUGAUAAAAAUCAUGAACAAAUCGAGAUUGUGUACUUAUGUUUGACCCAAAUUAUGACCUGUAUCAAACACUUGGAAAAUACUCUUAAGGCUGAGGAGCGACAGGGUGCCGCAAUAUCGGCUUCACGUCAACAUUUCUUAGACCGUAUAAACUGGUGUCUGGAACGUUUGCGUAGUUGUUUAAAAUUCUUGUCGAAUCGUGAGGAGCCCAAAAAAUUAACCAUCCCAGAGGAAAGGUCCUUUGUGGAACUAAUGGAUAUGGUUUUAGAUCUUUUGGCUCCCUACAGCAGCUAUAAAGAUGAAUCUCAAACCGCUGCCACACAAAAAUGUUUAAAUUUAGCUGAAAAUCAAUCAGAGGCCAUGUUUGCCAGUCAACAAAUACGUUCCAUUGUUGACUUUAUACUUAGUCAUACAUUGGCAUUUGCCAAUGUGGCUUUGCAGCAGGACAAAAAGGCCUUAAGUGCUCUGUGUCAGAAGGUUUUACGUGAGUGUAUGGCAUUUCAGGAAGAAUGCAAGGCUGCCCUAUUGCCAGGCGCCCAACACAACGAUAGUAAUCGUAAAUUAAAGGCAAUAUCAUUGGAAAAUGCUUUAUAUCAAUUGGAAGAUUAUAUCAAUGAAGCACUUUUACGUUUGGUUUAUACUUGCUUUUUAGAUUUUAAUAACUUUUCCAUAGAUAAAUUGAGAACAAUGAUAAGGGAACGUCAUGCCGACGAUCCUUUAUUGGAUGAAUUGAUAGCAGAUUUUGAUGUGAAUGUUGAUAGGACAACACAAAUUGGUAUAUUUGCAAUAGCAUUUGCACCGAAUGUAAAAAUUAAAACUAUUGUACGCAGCUGUUUAGCUUCAUUUGAAUCCUUAGAUUCUUGUAUCAUACCUUCGCUACAAUCUACUAAGGGCACUGCUGAUAUCUUUGCCCAACUUCUGGAACAACAUUUCAAUGAAGAAGUUGCCAAUUUUAAAAAAGCCAUACAAGAGAUUAUCGAUAGUCAAGCAUUUGCUUCCUGCUAUUAUGAACUCUUAACACAAGUCAUUAAUCAAAAUGACAAAGAAUAUAACAGGGAUUCUCUAGAGAAUAUUAUAAAAAUGGCAGAAUUCCUCUAUGAACACUUUCAAUUACCCGUAAAUAAUAAAGAAUUACAAAAAGAAGCUGAUCGUUUGGAAUUAUUUAAGAAGUUUCACUUAAUGCUGCUAGAAUGUCAGGCAGUUUUGAAAUGCACCACCGAAAAGCUGGAACCAGCUAGAAUAUUAAAACGUUUUAAAAUUUUACGUUCUAUUUUACGUAAAUUUAUUGAUGAGCUGGGCGAUAAAGGCGCCAAUGGUGUGGCAAAUAAAUCACAAAUGUUUAUAAUGUCAGAAGACUUGAGUGAUUCACAGAAAAUGUUUGCCUCUAUUGGUAUUUCACCCUCUAUACGUAGUAUAUUGUAUAAUAACAAUACACCCAUGGAAAAUCGAAGACAACAGCGUUUGUUAAAUGAUUCUUUAAAGGCGAAUUAUUCAAAGUUAAAUACAACAACAGAACAAGUAGCAACUCCAUCCAAAAGCACAAGUACAGGUCAGCCAAUAGCUAAAGUUGUACCAACCGCAACAACACAACGUGCCAGUUUACGCAGAAAGGAAAGUUUACGUACCGCUUUGUUUAAGCGACAAAAAACUAGUGAAACUGAACAAAUUUACACAGUAUACAAAAACAAUUCGGACAGUUUACAAAUAAGUGAAAUUCUCGAUCAAUUAACUGGUUUAUCUUCGAAUUUAUCCAAACAUACGUUAAAUAACAGUAUUAUAUCUAAUUAAUUUUAGAAAGUUGUUUAAUUAUAAAAAAGUAUUAUUUGUAAGUAAUGUUAGAAAUGUGUUAACUAACAAUAGUAAUUCUAAUUAACAUUAGAAAUUUGUUUAUUUUAAAAUUUUUUAUUUGUAAUUAAAAGUGCUUAAGCACUGUCACCAUUUAUUUUUAGUAUUUUAGUUUAAUUAUCUUUAUUUUUUUAAGAAUUUAUUACUUUAUAUUUUAAGUUUACACGUUUGAAAGUGUAUUCGUUUAUUUAUUUGUUUAUGACCUAAAUGAUUUAAAAUCAAUUUUUAAGAAACAAAUUAUUUUUUUAUUAAAAAAAAAGUUUUUUUUAAUGUAUUUUAAUAUGCAUGUCCUUUUUGUAAGUGUAUGUUGUUUAAUUAAUUAACAAAACUUUUCUAAUUUAAGAAUUUAAUUACGUUAUUAUUUUAAAAUAAAAUCUAUAAUUAAAUAAAAUCAUCAGUCAAUAUGGA